Molecule: messenger RNA, 2301 nt
Organism: Westerdykella ornata
Lineage: Eukaryota; Fungi; Ascomycota; Dothideomycetes; Pleosporales; Sporormiaceae
Exons: 1
Coding region: 257-2071 (604 amino acids)
Biological process (GO): purine ribonucleoside salvage; carbohydrate metabolic process
Molecular function (GO): phosphopentomutase activity; magnesium ion binding
Source: RefSeq, a predicted model, not a curated record
CAUCAUCGCUUGAUGCCUUUACGCAGUAAUAAAUAUAUGCGCCACAGCAAUCAACAUUCAGCGGACCUGAAAGCGUCUUUUUCAACAAUUCAACCGUUCGAGUUAGUAGGGCUCCGAACUCCUACAUAUUCGUAUGGUCUAGGUUUAUACCAGUGCUCUUGGGGCCCUACCGGCCAAGGAUUGCGUUUCGGAUCCUAAUUCGAGCUCGUUAGGGUUGCUCUCCCACCUCUGAUAUCAUAGCGUCCAUAACCUCAAUAUGUACGGCAUUUCCGCAAUUCGUAACAAUCACGUCGGGGCAGGUAUGGAGCACAAACCUAUUAAAGAGCUAGCAUUGGAAUGGCUCCGCCUCGACCGGGACCCCUCCACCACCGACGAGAUAUUCCGGCUUCUUCAAAAAGAAGAGAAUGCCGAGCUCGAAAGGCGACUUCGCAACCGCAUCGCGUUUGGGACCGCGGGGCUGCGAGGGCCUAUGAAAGCUGGUUUCUCAUGCAUGAACUCCCUCACCGUCAUUCAGGCUUCCCAAGGACUAGCUGCUUAUCUUCUCGACUCAUCGGAUGACAAGCAGCGCGUAAAGCAUCGCGGCGUGGUCAUCGGUCGCGAUGCUCGACACAACUCGGAAAAAUUCGCGAAACUCGCAGCUGCAGCCUUUGUCGCAAAAGGUAUCAGGGUAUGGUGGCUGGAGUUGCCCGUGCAUACUCCCUUGGUGUCCUUCGGGCUUCGUCAUUUGGGCGCUGUUGCUGGGGUCAUGAUAACAGCAAGUCAUAAUCCUCCCCAGGAUAAUGGUUACAAGGUGUACUGGUCAAACGGGUGCCAGAUCAUUCCUCCACACGACACUGGAAUCGCGGCAGCGAUCGAAAGGAACUUGGAACCCGUCACGUGGGAUACUUCGAUCGUUGACAACGGUCAUCUCCUUAUUGAAGGUACUUUAGGCCGGGUUGGAGAUCACUAUCUCAACGCCGUCAAAAAGGCGGCAAGACCGGAAGGAAUAAGAGUGCCACCCUUCGACCCCGAUUUUAAGUUCAUAUACACGCCUCUCCAUGGAGUCGGCAAGCGGGUCAUGGAUUUGUGUAUGGACAAGCUUGGUCUUGCAUCACACAUGAUAAUAGUGGAGGCCCAAGCACAGCCGGAUCCGGACUUCCCUACAGUCAAGUUCCCCAACCCGGAAGAGAAGGGUGCAUUGGAUCUUGCGAUCCAGACCGCAGACGAAGCAGACAAGUCUCUGAUUCUCGCUAGUGAUCCGGAUGCUGAUCGUCUCGCAGUUGCAGAGAGGGCCUCUGGAAAGUGGCAUAUAUAUACAGGCAAUCAGCUCGGGAUUCUGCUAGCUUCAUACCUGAUCGAGAGUUACGCUGGAAACACCCCCCGGGAGAAAUUGGCCAUGCUUGCCAGCACAGUCAGCUCCCGCAUGCUUCAGGCUCUGGCCGCAAAAGAGGGUUUCUAUUUCAAAGAGACUCUCACUGGAUUUAAGUGGCUGGGCAACGUGGCGCGUGACCUAGCAAAAGACGGAUACGAGGUUCUAUACGCCUUCGAAGAGGCUUUGGGCUACAUGAUACCGGAAGUUGUUCAUGAUAAGGACUCCAUUGCCGCUGCGGCCGUGUUCCUGAGCGCAGUAUCCCACUGGUUGAAUAGGAAUCUGACACCAUACACGAAGCUCCAACAACUCUAUGAGGAGCUCGGUUUCUUCGAAGACGCAAACACCUACCUCAUAUCACCAGAUCCUUCGACGACUACAUCAGUAUUCGCAGCUAUUCGUGCCCUCGGCGAUCCAUAUCCUGCGACCAUUGGGUCACGAAAGAUCACUAGAUGGAGGGAUCUGACCGUUGGCUAUGACUCUGCUGGCAAAGACAAUGUACCUGAUCUGCCAGUCGACAAGAACAGUCAGAUGAUAACCUGCGAGUUGGAAGGCGGUGCUCGGUUCACCGUGCGCGGGUCAGGCACCGAACCUAAAAUCAAACUGUACAUUGAGUGCGUCGACAAGAACCGCGAGACCGCAAAAGCGGGAGCAGACGAGAUAUUGGAGGACUUGCUCCGAGAAUGGUUCAAACCUGAUGAGAACGGUCUGGUAUUGGCCUAGGGGGCGGAGGGAAUUGGAUACAGUCGAGGGCAUUCAGACUCGCCCUCACUUUUCAAAACCUGUGUUAGGUCGGCUAUCUGCUCGGAAUGCUAUGCUGUCUUCAAGGUUCUUUCGAGCUAACCAUCGCAGGAGAGUGCGUGCGAUGGGCAAAGUCGGCUUAUCGAUUUGACAGUAACAUAUGCACGCUGAUAUGACAACUACUUCCGCAUAACUGUCUAGGCAUAGAAGGC